Paramecium pentaurelia is the source of this 2002-nucleotide messenger RNA. The record is from the annotation of a GenBank genome assembly. NCBI's taxonomy places the organism in Eukaryota, Ciliophora, Oligohymenophorea, Peniculida, Parameciidae.
AUGAAAAGAUAACGAUCGUAAUCCUGGGAUGCUUCUAAUCAUGAUUCUAGUGAAUUAUUACGAUAAUAAUCAGAAAGACCCUUAAAUGAUCAAAAUGUAUGAUAUUGUUAGAUUAAGAGCAUUUUUACUAUGAUUGUUAAUCACAAUAUAAUUAAAGAUAUUUCAAUUAUUGAGACAUAUAAAGAGGUUGAUAAAAUAUCAAUCCAUAAAAAACACUAUGUUAAUUAUGUAAUAAAAAUAAAAACAGACUAUUUUGAUUAUACUGUUGCUAAAAGAUAUUCAGAAUUCGAAAAACUAUAUGAAUAAGUAAUUCUAGAUAUUUAAUAUUGAAGGUUUCACCUAUUUUACAUAAAUUACCAAAAUUUCCAGAAAAAAAAUUAAUUAAGUCUAAUUCAAAGAAAAAUAUUGCAGAAAGAAAAGAAAUGCUUGAAGGUAAAGAAUUUAUUAACAAAAUAGAAAUUUUAAAAUAUAUAUAGAAAAAUCUCAAUAAUUAAAUGCAUAGUUUCUUGAACUUUUUAAAUAUUCAAUGUAAAUUCAUUGAUAUCUUUAGAAUAAUUUUUAAAAGGAGGUUUUGGUUAAAAUGUAAGAAUUCAUGAAUUGAGUAGAGAUGAAUUAGGUUUAAUUGAUUUAAAAGAAACAGCAAAAUUAACUGCUUCAAAUGAAUUAGAGAAGAUGACAUUUCAUUAUAUUGUUAAAUUAAAUGAUCGUAUAGAUGAAAAAAGUAAAAUAUUUUCGUAAGAUAUAAAUACUUAUAUAGUAAAAUGGAAUAAUACUUUUUUGGUAAAACUUAAUAUUUGAAUUCUUAAUUAUUGAAAUUCUUGUUACUUGGAGAUGAUAGUAAAUAUAAAGGAAUUAUUGAAUUAUUAAGAAAUCCAUCAAAAGAUUCUCAAUCUCACAUCUCUUGUGUUAGUGGAUUUCAAUUUCUAAGAAAAAUGUUAGAAUAUGAUUAUAACCCAAGUAACUAGUAUUUUAAAGAAAUUUAGACGCUGAUUUUUUUUUGAAAAUCUUUUCUGAAUUAAGCAUAAAACAAUUUAAGAAAAUUGGUUUAUCUUUUCACAUUUGUAGUAGAAAUAAAUAAUUGUGCAAAUAACAUACAUUAUUAUUGAUUUAUAAAUAUGUUAAAGGAAAUGAUUUAAAACCUGAAUUUAUAAACUUUUUAGUAAGUUUUUCAAAAAAUUUAAGUUAGAAGAUCAAGAUGCUUUGUAAGAAUUUAAUUCUUUUUCUGAAAUAUACUAAUAAAAGAAAGAGGAACCCUUUUAAUUAGUUAUUGACAAUAAUUACUAUGAUGAUAAUUAAAGAGAUAAUUUACCCACAAAAUCAAGCUCGAAAGAACAACAGUGUCUUUUAGAGUAAGAUCCGACUUUAGAAUUACUAUAAGAAAUAAUAAAAUCAACAUCUAUAUCUUGGAAAUUAGUGUAAGGUAAAUAUAUAGGUUGAUUCAAGAAUUUGAGAACCAUUCUUUCUAGCAUAUUUAAGGAUAAAUAGUCAAGACUAUCCAUCCAUUGAAAUGCAAUUUAGAAAAAGCAAUUGAGAUUGUUACAACAGCUAAAUAGAAAUGGGUGGCUACUAUGAUUUCAAGAUAAUAACUAAAAAAAAUAAAUGAUAACAAAUAUGUUAUAGCAGAAACAUAUUUAUGGUAAGAUAAAUAAUUGUUUAAAAAAGUAGUUUUUUUUUCAUAAGAAACAAUUAUAAUAAAUGUAAAUAUUUGAUUUAUUCAAUUAGGAAAAUAAAUUUGAAAUUUUAAUGUAACCAGAAUUUGAAAUUUAAGAAUAUGAAUAAUUCUAGAAAUAUGAUGAAAUAAGUAUUAUUAUUUUUUAUUAUGCUUAAAGGUUAGAAAUUAUAAAUAACAUAUGGAGUUUAUGAAAAUGGCAUUACAACAGUCACUAUCAUUUAAAAUCUCUUUGAUAAAGUUUAACAAUUAUAAUAUACACCUUUACUUUUAAAGGAAGUUAAUUAUUUUGAAAAGAGCAUAUAAUAAUUAUAAAUUUUAUAAUCUGAAUGA